This is a messenger RNA of Pelagomonas calceolata, 4507 nucleotides long. Lineage: Eukaryota; Pelagophyceae; Pelagomonadales; Pelagomonadaceae. The record is from the annotation of a GenBank genome assembly.
GUUACUCGCACGCUAGCCCGAAAAAGCCUCGCCGCCCGCAAAGCGUGCGCUGAGUUGUUUGCGUAGGGCAGCGUGUCUUCGUUGUGCUUGUGAGAAGCCCUGGUUGGCGUUGGUGAAGCGGGGCCGGCCGCGGUAACCCCCACAUUAAGUGCUGCCGCCAGCGAGGCGCCCGUCCUCCGGCGCGCGCGCGCGGCGCGCACCAUGCCCUCGCAAGAGGACGAGAUUAGGGCACUGCAAAAAGCAAGAAGCGAGUCCAAGGGCACGGCGCUCGGCGCCGCCGCGUCGGGCGAGUUCGACAGAGACUUGUACGGCGGCGCGAAGGGUUUGAGUAGAGAAAUUGUGGAUGAGCCCACGCAAGACGACGAUGGCGGGGGCGGCCUGCACCCGUCGACGCAGCGGGACCUGAGGGGCCCGGCGGACGAGGACGACGGUGAGGACCCGUUCAAGGCCCACAGGGACCGGAACCCGGCCAACAUCCCGAUCGCCGAGCGCGAGUCGGCCUACCAGGCCAAAGGACGAGCUACGAGGGAAUUGAGCCCGGAGCGCCAGGACCCGUUCGCCGACGCGACGCCAGCUCGAGGGUUCCGGGAGGCCAUGGGUAGUAAUGUUGUGGAUCGGGAGCGCGACGAUUUAUUGAAGAAGAUCGCGGAGAAUGAGGAUGACAAGGGCGGCAAGAAGCGGCGGUUCGACGACGCGGGCGACAAGCCUGCCAAGGAGGGGAAAUUCGACGGCACGCCUGGGCGGUUUGAUGCUACGCCCGGGCGGUUUGAUGCUACUCCGGGGCGCUUCGACGCGACGCCUGGGCGGUUUGAUGCGACUCCUGGUAGAUUUGAUGCGACUCCGGGGCGGUUUGAUGCGACUCCGGGUCGCUUCGACGCUACUCCGGGCCGCUUCGAUGCUACUCCGGGUCGGUUUGAUGCGACGCCUGGGCGGUUUGAUGCGACUCCCGGGCGGUUUGAUGCUACUCCGGGACGCUUUGACGCGACGCCCGGACGUUUCAACGCCACCCCAGGACGCUUCGACGCCACACCGGGACGCUUCCAGGCGACGCCGGGCCGCUUCGACGCCACGCCCGGCCGCUUCGAGGCCACGCCGGGCCGCUUCGACGCGACGCCCGGCCGCUUCGAGUCCACACCCGGUAGGUUUGAAGCCACUCCAGGCCGCUUCGAGGCGACGCCGUCGCGCUUCGACGCGACGCCCGGCCGCGGCGUCGCCGCCGCGAGCCGCUGGGAGGCGACGCCGGCGCGCGACGCCGUGCCCCAGGCGCAACAGAAGCAGCGCUGGGACGCGACGCCGCUCCAACCCGCUGCGCCCGCGACAAAACGCUCAAGGUGGGACGAGACACCUGUGGCGGGAGAUUCUGCCCAGACUCCUGUUGGAUUGGGUGGCGCGACGCCUGCUGGACUUGUAGGAGCAGAAACACCCACACCAACAGCGUUCGCGGCCCAGUCUGCCGCAGCUCUAGCCAUGGACCGCGGCCCCGUCACCCCCGAAAUGGCCCAGCGCAUGCGCUGGGAGCGCGAGAUGAACGAGCGGAAUCGCUAUUUGACGGACGAGGAGCUGGAUUCGCUCUUUCCCUCUACCGGUUAUCGGAUAUUGGAACCGCCCGCGGGCUACGCGCCCAUCGCCACGCCGUCUCGCAAACUCACCGCCACUCCAACACCUCUAGGCCAGUCCGCGUUAGGCGUGGGCGGCUUCAAGAUCCAGGAAACGCCCUCCAGGGACCAGUACGGCAUCCCCGGGUUGAAUGUAAGCGCGGCCGCGAACGCCGAGUUACCUGAUAUAAAACCCGAGGACUACCAGUACUUUGCGAAGUUGAUGGAGGACGUGGAUGAGGAUGGGUUGACGCGAGAUGAGGCCGUGGAUCUGAAGAUCAUGCGGUUGCUACUCAAGAUCAAGAACGGCACGCCGCCGCAGCGAAAGACGGCUCUCAGGCAAAUCACGGAGAAGGCCCGGGAGUUCGGCGCCGGCCCCCUGUUCAACCAGAUCUUACCUUUAUUAAUGAGCCCAACAUUGGAAGAUCAGGAGCGACAUUUGCUCGUGAAAGUCAUCGAUCGUAUCCUAUACAAGCUAGAUGAUUUGGUGAGGCCCUUCGUGCACAAGAUUCUGGUUGUUAUCGAACCGUUGUUGAUUGAUGAAGAUUAUUAUGCGCGAGUGGAAGGUAGAGAGAUCAUCUCCAACUUAGCGAAAGCUGCGGGCCUGGCCACGAUGAUUGCGACGAUGCGACCGGACAUUGAUAACUUGGACGAAUACGUCCGCAACACUACAGCAAGAGCUUUUGCCGUUGUGGCCUCUGCCUUGGGCAUUCCCGCUCUCCUACCUUUCCUGAAGGCGGUCUGUCAAUCGCGGAAGUCGUGGCAGGCGCGACACACCGGAAUAAAAAUAGUGCAGCAGAUCGCUAUCUUAGUUGGUUGUGCCGUAUUGCCUCACUUGCGACAAAUGGUGGAAAUCAUAGAACAUGGACUAGUGGAUGACCAGCAAAAGGUCCGAACUAUAUCCUCGUUAGCGUUGGCCGCAUUAGCCGAAGCGGCCCACCCCUACGGCAUCGAGUCCUUUGAUAGUGUCCUGAAACCGCUCUGGAAGGGCAUAAGACAUCACAGAGGCAAAGGACUAGCUGCUUUUCUCAAGGCAAUUGGUUUUAUCAUACCGCUCAUGGACUCGAACUAUGCGAACUACUACACGCGGGAGGUCAUGGUCAUCGUCAUACGAGAGUUCCAGUCGCCGGACGAAGAAAUGAAGAAGAUCGUCCUGAAGGUCGUGAAGCAGUGCGUGGCCACGGACGGCGUCGAGCCGCAGUACGUCCGCAAUGAAAUUCUGCCGGAGUUCUUUAGGAAUUUCUGGGUGCGGCGCAUGGCUCUCGACCGAAGGAACUACAAACAGGUCGUGGAGACGACGGUGGAGUUGGCCGGCAAGGUCGGAUGUGCCGAGGUCGUCGCGCGCGUCAGUGAUGAUUUGAAAGACGAAUCGGAGCCCUAUCGGAGGAUGGUCAUGGAGACGGUGGAGCACGUCAUUCAAGACCUCGGGGCGGCGGACAUCGAUGAACGACUCGAGGAACAAUUGAUUGAUGGGAUCCUCUACGCUUUCCAGGAGCAGGCCUCGGACGACACGGAGGCGAUGCUCUCGGGCUUUGGCGUCGUUGUAAAUGCGUUGGGGUUGCGGACAAAGCCCUACUUGCCGCAGAUCUGCGGCACGAUCAAGUGGCGGUUAAAUAACAAGUCCGCUUCGGUGCGCAUGCAAGCGGCUGACUUAAUUGCGAGGAUAGCCGUCGUGAUGCGGGCCUGCGGCGAGGACCAGUUGAUGGGCCAUCUAGGUGUUGUGCUAUAUGAGUACUUGGGCGAGGAGUACCCUGAAGUUUUAGGAUCAAUAUUGGGUGCCCUGAAGGCUAUAGUCAAUGUGAUCGGCAUGAGCAAGAUGACGCCGCCCAUCAAGGAUUUGCUGCCUAGACUCACGCCCAUCCUGAAGAACCGCCACGAGAAGGUGCAGGAGAACUGUAUAGCGUCCGGUGUCUUUCUAGUUACGUUACCGGUCCGAGACGACGCCAAAAAUCUGUGGAUUGAUAGCGGAGACGCUAUGAUUCUGACUAUUUGAACCUUUCUCACCGAGACCGUCUUUUUUACAGAGAGAUUAGCACUCACGACGUCGACGCGUCUCACCUUCUAUCGCGCAGGCAUCGAUUUGGUGGGACGCAUCGCUGAUAGGGGCGCGGAGUUCGUGGCUGCCCGCGAGUGGAUGCGCAUCUGUUUCGAGUUGCUGGAGAUGUUGAAAGCGCACAAAAAAGCCAUUAGGCGAGCGGCCGUGAACACGUUCGGGUAUAUUGCUAAGGCUAUCGGUCCCCAAGAUGUCUUACAUACCCUGCUCAACAACCUCAAGGUCCAGGAGCGCCAGAACCGCGUGUGUACGACCGUGGCGAUUGGUAUUGUGGCCGAGACGUGCGCGCCGUUUACCGUCUUGCCGGCUUUAUUGAAUGAGUACAGGGUACCAGAACUAAAUGUCCAGAACGGCGUGUUGAAAGCUCUUAGUUUUAUGUUCGAGUACAUCGGGGAGAUGGGCAAGGAUUAUGUCUAUGCAGUAACACCCUUGCUUGAAGACGCGCUCAUGGACCGCGACUUGGUGCACCGCCAGACGGCGUGUGCCGCGGUCAAACAUCUGACGCUGGGCGUCGCCGGUCUGGGCUGCGAGGACGCCCUCCAGCACCUCAUGAACUACGUCUGGCCGAACAUCUUCGAGACCUCUCCUCAUGUGAUAGCGAACGUCUUCGAGGCCAUCGAGGCCUUCGCGGUGGCCUUGGGGCCGGGCUACGUGCUGAAUUAUGUAUUGCAGGGGCUCUAUCAUCCCGCGCGACGCGUGAGGGAGGUCUACUGGAAGAUAUACAACACGCUCUACAUCUACGGCGCGGACGCGCUGACGCAGUACUACCCCGCUUUGGAGAGCGACGAGACGAACAGCUACCAGCGGACCUACAUGGAGGUAUUCAUCUAGAAUCUACUAAGAAAACAUUUUCAGCACG